AGCCGAAUGGCUCUGAGGGCCAGGCGUCGUUCGAUCACAGCCUGUUUUCCGAGUGACUGCGUUCAACAAGACGCGGAGUGUCACCAUGGAGCUGUCCGGUGCAAGGUCAUUGGUGAACAUGGAGCUCAACAGCGACUCCGAUGAGAUGCUGAUUCCCACCCCGUCUCCAACCUGGCGCGACAUGUGGCACGGCCGGGGCGUCGCAGCUGCAGCGGCACUGCUGGGCUUGCUGGCGCUGCUUGGGCUGUCCGGUGGGCAUGGGAGCUCCUUCUUUAAGAAAGAGACUUCCGCACUCUGGUCAGCCAGUGGAGGCAAAUGCAGUGGCACCUUGGAGGUGUCGAACCUGGGGGAGUUCAGCCUCAUUAGCGCCAGCGUGAACAAGCCUGGUGACCCUGCCAGCCGGGACAUCGUGGGCGAUGGCCUCUCCGUCACGCUGGGGAUGAAGAGCCGAGCCUAUUUCGGGAAUGCUUGCACCGAGGGCGCCUUUGACCAAUCCGAGUACAUGAAGGAGAACUUCAUGAACAAGCGUGUGAGCUACACCGUGGACCUUAGUGGUGUGGGCUGUGGCUGCAACGCUGCACUGUACAUGGUCUCCAUGAAGGAGUCUGAAGCGGCUGGGGACUGCGACGACGACUACUACUGUGACGCCAUGAGCGUUUGUGGCCUGAAAUGCGCAGAGAUUGACCUUAUGGAAGCCAACCACCGGGCCUUCCACACAACCUUGCACAAUGGCAUCACCGCGUGGGAUCCGAAGGUGGGUUGUGGUGGUGGAGGCACCACGAUGUCCGGCAAAGAAUGGCUGGGGCCAAGGGAUUGGAGUCCUGAGGAAUAUGGCCCUGGAGCCAAGUGCAUCGAUACCGACAAGGAGUUCCAGGUAGCGAUUGACUUCGUGACCCACACCAAUGAUGAGGGAGAAGAGCAGCUCAAGAGCCUGGAGGUCUAUUUGACUCAGGGGAGCUGCAAACUGACCGCCUCCAUGGAGCAAUACCACGAGAUGAUGCCUGUUCUCACUAAGCGUCUCCAGGAGGGCAUGACCCUGGUGCUCAGCUACUGGUCCGAUGAGGGUAUGACCUGGUUGGAUGGCUCAGGUUACGACGGUGUGGAAUUCUGCAAGGCCCGGUGGGAAAAGGAUGGAGAGCGAAAUUGUGCUGAUUCAAUCAGCUUGAGGGACUUUGCCUUGACCUCGCUUGAUGAACUUUGAGCCACUGCAUCAACUGGAAGAAGCCGCC
This is a messenger RNA of Durusdinium trenchii, 1229 nucleotides long. NCBI's taxonomy places the organism in Eukaryota, Dinophyceae, Suessiales, Symbiodiniaceae. The record is from the annotation of a GenBank genome assembly.